CUGUAUUUGUGUAUGUUCCGGAAAUUUAUCUACAGUGUGUACAUUUGGCUUCGCUAUCUAGGUAUAAAUCAUGAACCUGGCAGGCCAUCAAGAGCGUGAUCCGUUUAACUUCAGGAAAAGUAAAACCCUGAUUAUUCGUCAUCUGCCUUCGGAACUGAAUAGGAAUGAGAAAGAGGACCUCCUGAAAUAUUUCGGUGCUGUUUCUGUCCGAGUGUUUUCAGACAAAGGAAGGAUGAAACAUACAGCAUUUGCAAACUUUGAAUCUGAAUUUUCAGCCUUCAAGGCGCUUGGUAGACUGCAUCAAAUGAAAAUUCUGAGUCAUACUUUAGUUGUAGAAUUUGCAAAAGAUCAAGACAGUAUUCAUCUUUCAAAUCAACCAGCGAUUUCAGACACAAGUAAGGAUAAAAUUUCAGAUUCUAAGGGGAAGCCUGAAGCAGUGUUACCUGAAAUUCCUGUGGUAGAAACUGGGGUGGCUCCCAGUUUAGGGUUAAAAUUCCAUCCAAACCCUUGCCUGAAGUAUUUAUACCCACCUCCAACAAAUGUAAUUUUGGCAAAUGUAGCAAAUGCAAUGGCUAGUGUACCAAAAUUCUACGUUCAAGUGCUUCAUUUAAUGAACAAGAUGAAUCUCCCUUGCCCUUUUGGACCAAUAACUUCAAAACCUCCUUUGUUUGAAGAUUUUGUUCCUACCCCACCAAUUUCGGCACCUCCUGAAAAUCCUCCACUACCAGAAGAAGAGAUGGAAUUUUCAAGUGAAGCAGAAUCUGAAUAUAUAAGUGAAGAUGAUGAGGAGCAUGAAAGAAUGGUGAAACUAAUGGGGAUUGCAAAACUACCACCUAAACGACAACAAAAGAAAAAACCUUCCACUUCAAGAAAAAAGCCAAAAUUGAAGGACCUUCUGUAUGUGCCCAAGCCUGAUUCUCAAAGCAAUUCCCAUUCUCUUCUCCAGCCAUCAGAUGUUUUUGAACAACUUCCAACACCUAGUCAGAAAAAAAUAGAAUUUCAUAUAUCAUCUCAUAUUCCAGGAAUGCCAGAAGUUCAGCAUCUUCAGGAGAUUAAAGAAAUAGAAAAGAAAGAAGUGAAUGUAGUGGAAGAGGACAAUACAGGUUUUGGAAAGAUCUACCCAUCACUGGUGACAGAAGAUACAAAUGAGAGUGAGCAUGACAGUGACAAUGAUAUGCCUUCAGAAUUCAUAUCAAGACGAGACUUAGAAAAGGGAAGAAUUUCAAAAGAAGAAAUGAAAAAAAUGUCACUUUUUAAAAAUUACGAGCCUGGGGAUCCAACCUGCAGACUUUAUAUCAAGAAUGUUGCCAAACAAGUUGAAGAAAAGCAUUUGAAGUUUGUAUUUGGAAGAUAUGUUGAUUUUACAUUAGAAGCUGAAAGAAAUAUGUUUGAUAUUGUGUUGAUGAAAGAAGGUCGGAUGAAAGGACAAGCAUUUGUUGGACUUCCAAGUGAGAAGGCAGCAGCGAAAGCUUUAAAAGAAGUUCAUGGCUAUGUACUUUAUGACAAGCCAAUGAUUAUCCAAUAUGCAAGAUCUGCACGGCCAAAGCCAGAUUCAUCUGAUCCCAAAAGACGAAAGGGUUUAAAUCUAUAAAAUAUAGGUGAGUUGUUUUUCAUUUUAAUUUUUUUUUUCCUCAAGCCUACAUUGACCUUUAUCUAAGAGAAAAAAAUGUAUAAAUAAAAAUGCCAUUGUUUUAGUUU
Messenger RNA from Erpetoichthys calabaricus (reedfish), 1698 nucleotides. RefSeq names its product RNA-binding region (RNP1, RRM) containing 3 (gene rnpc3). Gene Ontology annotation, molecular function: U12 snRNA binding; protein binding; pre-mRNA intronic binding. Gene Ontology annotation, biological process: mRNA splicing, via spliceosome. Gene Ontology annotation, cellular component: U12-type spliceosomal complex. The transcript is spliced from 16 exons. The record is from RefSeq and is a predicted model, not a curated record. Bases 71 to 1591 code for a protein of 506 amino acids. NCBI's taxonomy places the organism in Eukaryota, Metazoa, Chordata, Cladistia, Polypteriformes, Polypteridae.